This is a messenger RNA of Aethina tumida (small hive beetle), 735 nucleotides long. RefSeq lists its product as uncharacterized. The record is from RefSeq and is a predicted model, not a curated record. The transcript is spliced from 3 exons. Bases 1 to 735 code for a protein of 244 amino acids. Lineage: Eukaryota; Metazoa; Arthropoda; Insecta; Coleoptera; Nitidulidae.
AUGAGGUUGUUUGUUCCUGUUGCGGUCCUCUCCGUCCUGGCGGCCGCCGUCUCGGCGCACGACGACGACGUGGCCUACGAGGACUCGGUGUACGGCGACGCCAUUAAUUUCGUUAACGAGUGCGGGUCCAAAGAGUUGUCACUGUGCUUCAAGGAACGUGCCCUAAAAUACCUGGACAGGCUGCCAAACAACGUGGAUCUGGGCUCGGGGAUCAAGAUCAAGGAGACCCACGACGGUGCCGGUCGUUCGUCCCGCUCGUACGAGACGGCGAAGAUGCCGGACGAGCCCAGGGCCAGGGAGAACGAGCUGGACAGCAUGAUCGUGGAGAAGCUGGCCGACUACUUCACCUCCCACACGUUCGAAUUCAAAAUGCCUUCGGACGCGGCCAAAGACCUUAAACGGUCGUUGGAAGAAGGCAGGAAGAAGAAGAACAACAACAACAACAAGGGGGGCAACAUGGGCAACAUGAUGAUGCUGAUCCAACUGAAGGCAGCCCUGAUAGGGGCCAUCAUUCUUAAGGUGGUGGCACUGGUGGCGUUCAAAGCUUUACUGGUGGCCAAGGUGGCUUUGACCAUUUCCAGCGUCAUAGCUCUGAAGAAGAUCCUGGAGCAGAAGCACCACACCUCCACCUACGAGAUAGUGUCCCACCCCCACUACGACGACCACGGAACUUUCGACAGGUCCUUCAGCCCCGAACUACCCUACAACGCCCACAAGGGGGCGCGUAACAAUUGA